AUGAGGAGAGGCCCGGUCCUGUGGAAUAUACGGCAUGAGGGGAUGAAGGACUUGCGCUGCAUGAGCUUUACGAGCAAAGGGGCGAGCGAGAUUCUGGUGGCCGGGUGGCAGGACACCAUGUUUGUUAUCGACGUGGUCAAGGGAGAGGUCACAAAACAAGUGCCGGCGCCACACCACUACAAAAUCAUGAAGAGGGGAAGGUAUAUCUGUGCUGCGACCGAGACGGGGCGGAUCGACAUUGUGAACCCGACGACGUUCAAGGUGGAGAAGGAGUGGCAGGCGCAUCAAAGCUACAUCAACGAUAUGGAUGCGUCGGGGGAUUAUAUCGUCACUUGUGGGGGAUCAUACAAGCAGCAAGGGCCGGGUUCGUCAAGCAGGGUGCCGGAUCCUUAUGUCAAUGUGUAUGACUUGAGGAACAUGACGUCGAUACAACCGAUGCCAUUCCCUCCCUUGGCCGCAUAUGUGCGGCUGCAUCCGAGGAUGCUGACAACGACUAUUGUUUCGUCGCAACAGGGGCAGAUGCAUGUGGUGGAUAUUAUGAAUCCAAACACCACGAAUAUCAGGUAUGCGCAUCUGCAGGCGUCGAUCAACCUGUUCGAGAUCGCGUCGUCAGGGAGAGCGCUGGUCAUUGCGGACAAUGACAGGAAUAUUGCGCUUUGGGGGUCGCCGUCAGACGGGAUACAGUUUACUAACAUCGGGGCGCCGAUCACGUUUCCUGAACCCGAGGAGCCGGCGCCGCAUGUUGACUGGAGUGUUGAUGCUCCUUUGAGCACCGUGGGAAUGCCAUAUUACUACGGGACAAUGCUGUUCUCUGCCUGGCCGGCCGACAUCAUCUCAGAUGCUGGCGCUCCACCACCACAGGUCGACCCGGCCUUGCUCGCCACCUUGAACAAGACAGAGUUUGGAUACUUUGGUCCCAACAAAACAGGUCUUCGACGCAAUCAGAUCGAAGACACGCGGGCUUCCAAAGCAUCCAACAAGUUGCAAGCACCAAAGUUCUUGAGCGAAAGAGCAAGAGAUGGCCCGGUGACAGACAGUCAUGUUGAUCAGGAAACAUUGGCCCAAGAUGCCGCAGAGAGCCUGAAGCCGGAACCGCCACCCAUCUACGGCACACUGGAGAUCAAGUACAGCCGGUUUGGCGUUGACGAUUUCGACUUUGGCUUCUUCAACAAGACAAAAUAUGCCGGUCUCGAGAAUCAAAUCCCGAAUUCGUACGCCAAUUCUUUGCUGCAGGUCAUGAACUACACCCCUCUUAUCCGCAACAUGGCCCUUCAGCACGUUGCCACCUCGUGCGUCACAGACCUCUGCCUCCUGUGCGAGCUUGGGUUUGUCUUUGACAUGCUCCAAAAGGCAGACGGCCUGACGUGUCAUGCCACGAAUCUUUUCAAAACUAUUACUGGUAGAAGCGAAUCACAGCCUCUGGACCUUCUCGAAGAAGAUCUUCACAGCCACCGGGUAUCUUCGACCACGGGCGGAGCUCAGCCAGGUCCUGCCCCCCAUACGAGGGUACAGAACUUGUGCAGGUUUCUCAUGGACAAGACGACGGUUGAGUACCAGAGCAUUCAGCCCAUCUCCACCGCGUUGGAGCGGACGCUGUUGAAGCUGCCCGACCCUCCAAGCCCGAAGGAAUUGACGUCAAAACUACUAACCACCUCUGCGGUUGUCAGAAUCAACUGCACAAACUGCCGGACGGAAACGGCAAGGUCGGGAGAUGCUCAAGUCAUUGAUCUCAUUUACCCCCCUCCAAGAACGGCGAUUAGGAAUGCCAGGGCGCCUCGGACGACGUUCUCCCAGGUGCUCAAGAUGGGAGUGGAAAAGGAGCUGGGCACGAAGGGCUGGUGCGGCAACUGCAAGCGGUACCAGAGUUUGCAGCUGCGCAAGACUGUCGAGAGCGUUCCGGCGGUUCUGACCAUCAACACUAUGAUUGUGCAGGAGAACCGCAAGCUCUGGGCCACGCCGGGGUGGCUACCGGAGGAAAUCGGCGUCAUAGUGAGCGGCGGGCAGUUUUUCUGCUACGAAGGCGAGGACCUGAGAGUUCACUUGCAACGGGGCGCGCACGAGAUCACGGUGUACUCGCUGAUGGGCAUGGUGGUGAACAUUGAGCACCCGCCACCGCAGAAGCCGCACCUGGUAGCCAUGGUCAACGUGGCGCACUCGGAGCCGACAGCGCCGGCGGAGAGCAAGUGGCACUUGUUCAAUGACUUUUCCGUCAGGAGGGUGUCGAGCGCCGAGGCGCUGACGUUCAACGCGGCGUGGAAGCUGCCGAGCGUGUUGAUGUACCAGAUCAAGCAGGCGAACAACAAGAGCAACAUGGAGUGGAAGACGAGGCUGGACACGUCGAUUCUGUACAAGGACCUCGGGCCGCCGCCGCCGCCGCAGCAGCAGCAGCAGCAUUCGGACGAGAAAAAGACGUACCGGCUGCUGGACGAGGCGACGGAGAGGCCGGGGCCGGGGACGAUUGUGGGGUUGGACACGGAGUAUGUCUCGCUGAAGGACCAGGAGAUCCAGAUCAACUCCAACGGGGAGAAGGAGAUGCUUCGGCCGAUGUGGCUGGCGCUGGGUCGGGUGAGCGUGAUCAGGGCGCGGGGGGAGAGGGAGGGGGAGGCGUUUAUUGACGACUGGAUCACCAUCAGGGAGCCGGUGCACGAUUAUUUGACACAGUACUCUGGCAUCACGGCCGGGGAUCUGGACAGCAGGACGAGCAAGCACACGCUUGUGACGCUCAAGACGGCGUACAGGAAGAUUUGGACGUUGCUGAACCUGGGGGUGACGUUCCUGGGGCAUGGGUUGAGGCAGGAUUUCAGGGUGAUGAAUAUCCAUGUGCCGAGGGCGCAGGUGAUUGACACGGCCGUCAUCUAUCACUUGUCGGCCUGGAGGAGGGUGCUGAGCCUGAGUGUGCUGUCGAGGGUGGUGCUGAAGCAGAAGAUUCAGCAGGGGCAGCAUGAUUCUGUGGAGGAUGCGCAGGCUGCGUUGAGGUUGUAUAAAAAGUAUCAGGAGUACGUGGAUGCCGGGUUGUGGGAGAGGGAGAUUGAGCAGAUUUACUUGAGGUGUAAGGCUAUCGGGUUCAAUGCCAAGUUUGAAGGGUCGGGGGAUGGUAUCAUGGGAGGGGGAGGGAUGGUGAAGAGGACGGAUACGCCUCCUGUUGGGGGGGCUGUUGGGGCGGCGGAUGGGGUGGCUGGGCCGACGACGCCUGUCCGUAAGGCGGCGGUGUUGGGGACGGCGGGGAGUGUUGGGAUGGUGGGUUCGGGAGGGUUCGGGAGUGGUGGUGGUGGUGGUGGUGGUGGUACUUUUACGCCUACGAAGGAGGGCAGUACUGGGUCGCCUAGGAGAUAG
Podospora anserina S mat+ is the source of this 3333-nucleotide messenger RNA. RefSeq lists its product as uncharacterized. The transcript has a single exon. Bases 1 to 3333 code for a protein of 1110 amino acids. Gene Ontology annotation, biological process: nuclear-transcribed mRNA poly(A) tail shortening. NCBI's taxonomy places the organism in Eukaryota, Fungi, Ascomycota, Sordariomycetes, Sordariales, Podosporaceae. Gene Ontology annotation, cellular component: P-body; PAN complex. The record is from RefSeq and is a predicted model, not a curated record. Gene Ontology annotation, molecular function: protein binding; nucleic acid binding.